UUUUUAGUAAGAGAGAAACCCGUCUGUUUUGAAUCAAUAAACGCGAGUAAACUAUGGCAGACGCGGAGGAGCAGCCUCCGGAGGCUGCCGCUGCUGAGGAGGCUGCGCCUGCCCCGGAAGGCGGUGAUGCCCCGCCAGCAGAAGGGGAGGCACCGCCGGCUGAAGGAGAGGCCGCUCCGGCGGCUGAAGGUGAGACCGCUCCGGCGGCUCCGGCCGAAGGCGAUGCGGAUGCCGCACCCGCAGAGGGCGCUGCACCGCCGGAGGAAGGAGCUGCCGCACCCGCGGAGGGCGAGGCCGGUCCCCCAGCUGAGGAAGGUGCAGCCGUUCCGGCAGAGCCGCCAGCAGAAGAAACCGCACCCGCUCCGGCGGCCGAAGCGGUCCCACCACCCGUGGUUGAGGAGACCGCGGCACCCGCCGAAGCUGCGCCGGAGCCAGCAGAGGGGGAAUCACCCGUGGCGGACGCACAGCUCGCGGUGCCAGAGGAGGAGGAAUAUGUGGAGCCAGAAAUCGAUCUCACACCAGAUCUCGAAGCGGCGCUUGCAGACUACCAGGAGCGAAUUGAGGGUGAGUGUAUCCGCAGUGCCGUAAAGUUUCGCUCCGGAUUUCGCCUUUCAAGAGUUUUCACGAUGAUUGAUCAGGAUCAUAGUUUGAUGUUAGCAGAGAGGACUCUGUGACUUCCCUCUCCCUCAAUGGAGGAGAAGUAUGAUAUGACUGUCUGCAUACACGUGUUUCGUACUUCACAGGACUCCACCAGGAUAACCUUGCGUUGCAGAAGCGCGUGAUCCAAUUCAAACACGCAACCCAGAAGGGCACGCAGAACGCCGCCGAUUUGGAGACGCAGCAGCGAGUUACCGAACACAAAUAUUUGAACGUCUUGAGUCACGUGCAUCAGGUAAGUUAUUUGGAGGAGUCAUUCUGCUAUUCAUUGCUUUCCAUUGAUUCACAAGAAAUAAACAGAUGAAGUGCCUCUUCACUCGGAACAGAGUUCUUACACCGCUCCCCCUACUCCAUACCAGAUCCGCGUGAAGCUGCGUACGCAGCAAGUGCGCGCCGCCCGGAUUUCCGAGGAGCUGCGAGGGCAGCUGGAGGACAAGCGAGCGAAGGCGAUCGAGUGCCGAGAGAGUUUUCGCGACUUCAAGCGACAUAUCAAAUGUAAAAAUGUCUGGGUCUGGAAACUUGUGAUGCUGUGUGGCGUAUCAUGAGGAGGCGACAAUUGCUGGCUCAGCAUGACAAGUUUCUGAGCUUCUAGGUGUUGCCUAUUCUGCAUGACAAACUACGUUUCUGCAUGACAGAAAAGUGGGGCUCUUUGGUAAUGUGCAUGACAGAUUUAAGAGCCAUGCCAGACAAGCAUGACAAACUUGCAUUCUUCCAGACCCAGACAUUUUUACAUUUGAUACGACAAGUGGCGAAGAACGCGGAGUAUUCCAGGACGGGGAAAAACAUACCCGGGAAAAUCAUAACGGAAAUCGAGAAGUUUGAACAAGAGAAGGAGGGGGAGGUCGAGGAGGUCCGCGGCGCCAACAUUAGUCUGAAGAACCGACUGGCGAAACUCGAGCUGCAGCUGAGGAAAAAGGACGAGCUCGCCGAAAAUCUCCACGUCAUCGACUUUGAACAGCUCAAAAUCGAGAAUCAGACGCUCAACGAGAAAAUCGAGGUGGAGUUUUUUUCGCAAUUUUUUUGUCAGAUUUGUAUACUUAUGCAUGGACGCAACAAUGACGGAGACUGACUUCUCAUACAUUCUCUGUUCACAAGUGCAAAUUUUCACCGACCCACUCACCACAGGAGCGCAACGAGGAGCUGCACAAACUACGAAAGAAAACCAUUACGGUGGUGCAGAUUUUGACGCACAUGCGGGAGAAGUUAGAGUUCAUCCAGGAAGAGAAUCACGUGCUGAAAGAAGAUCUCAGCGUUUUGGAGGGCGAGUUGCAGCAAAAGCGCGAUCUGCUGACGCAGCUGAAGGUCGCAAAGACGGAGAGCAAGGUAGAAAACGGUAAGUUGAAGCAGCAGGCGGGGAUCAGUAGCAGUGAGAGUAUGGCGACCGACUACGGCACGCGGCGGACGCGCUGCGAGAACAUGAAGGCCGAAAUCGCGAACAUGACCGAGGAAAUCAAGCGAAAGACGAACUACGCGAAAACCGUCUUCAAACUCGUACCGCAGGCACAGUAAUGGAUUUCGCGGAAGAUUUGGGGGAGAAAAGAAAGGAAAAUUUACGUUGAGUGUAGACAUCGACACUCGACGCUUCCUCGUUAAAACUGUUAACUUUGACUUGACAUUACCAAUCUAAAGGCAAAUUCCAAAUUGCGCAAAUUGCAGGCUUAGUCCAAAAGUACAACUUUGAACCUAUAGUAACUCGAUGGAAUGAUGUUUGAAUCCAGAUUGUUGUGACCAGCAAAAAUUGACUCUCAUGUAAAAACGCUGAUGCUAGGACCGAAGCAAGAUCAGAAUCAAAAAGCCGGGCUUCAGGACCGAGAGAUUGAUCAGUCUUAACCGG
Molecule: messenger RNA, 2491 nt
Organism: Amoebophrya sp. A120
Lineage: Eukaryota; Dinophyceae; Syndiniales; Amoebophryaceae
Source: the annotation of a GenBank genome assembly